Pipistrellus kuhlii (Kuhl's pipistrelle) is the source of this 2960-nucleotide messenger RNA. It is a transcript of the gene OSBPL9, whose product is annotated as oxysterol binding protein like 9. NCBI's taxonomy places the organism in Eukaryota, Metazoa, Chordata, Mammalia, Chiroptera, Vespertilionidae. Gene Ontology annotation, molecular function: sterol binding. Gene Ontology annotation, cellular component: intracellular membrane-bounded organelle; cytosol; membrane. The transcript has 25 exons. Bases 36 to 2330 code for a protein of 764 amino acids. The record is from RefSeq and is a predicted model, not a curated record.
CGUCAGGCCGUUUGUUGUCAUUGGCGGCUCCCAAGAUGGCGUCCAUCAUGGAAGGGCCGCUGAGCAAAUGGACUAACGUGAUGAAGGGCUGGCAGUACCGUUGGUUCGUGCUGGACUACAACGCGGGGCUGCUCUCCUACUACACGUCCAAGGACAAAAUGAUGAGAGGCUCUCGCCGAGGAUGUGUUAGACUCAGAGGAGCUGUGAUUGGUAUAGACGAUGAGGACGACAGCACCUUCACAAUAACUGUUGAUCAGAAAACCUUCCAUUUCCAGGCUCGUGAUGCUGAUGAGCGAGAGAAGUGGAUCCAUGCCUUAGAAGAAACAAUUCUUCGGCAUACUCUUCAGCUUCAAAUCAGUACCACACUUGCUUUUUUCCAGUCUUCUGGUAUCUCUCCAGUUCUUGAAUUUUCAAAAAUAAUUGUAAGUGAUUCAAUUGGUUUGGAUUCAGGAUUUGUUCCUAGCGUCCAAGACUUUGAUAAGAAACUUACAGAGGCUGAUGCUUACCUACAAAUCUUGAUAGAACAAUUAAAGCUUUUUGAUGACAAACUUCAAAACUGCAAAGAUGAUGAACAGAGAAAGAAAAUUGAGACUCUCAAAGAGACAACAAAUAGCAUGGUAGAAUCAAUUAAACACUGCAUUGUGUUGCUGCAGAUUGCUAAAGACCAGUGUAAUUCGGAGAAGCACGCAGAUGGAAUUAUAAGUACUAUUAAUCCUGUAGAUGCAAUAUAUCAACCUAGUCCCUUGGAACCUGUGAUCAACACAAUGCCUUCCCAGUCUGUCUUACCUCCAGAAUCUGCUCAGUUGUGUAAAUCAGAGCAGCGUCCAUCUUCCCUACCAGUUGGACCUGUAUUAGCUACCUUGGGACAUCAUCAGACUCCAACACCAAAUAGUACAGGCAGUGGGCACUCACCACCUAGUAGCAGUCUCACUUCUCCAAGCCAUGUCAACUUGUCUCCAAAUACAGUCCCGGAGUUCUCUUAUUCUAGCAGUGAAGAUGAAUUCUAUGAUGCUGAUGAAUUUCAUCAAAGUGGCUCAUCCCCAAAGCGCUUGAUAGAUUCCUCUGGAUCUGCUUCAGUCUUGACGCACAGUAGCUCAGGAAAUAGUCUGAAGCGUCCAGACACCACCGAGUCACUCACUUCUUCCGUGUCCAAUGGAACAAGUGAUGCUGAUCUUUUCGAUUCCUAUGACGACAGAGAUGAUGAAGGGGAGGCAGGAUCGGUGGAAGAGCACAAGAGCGUUAUCAUGCAUCUCUUGUCACAGGUUCGGCUUGGAAUGGAUCUUACUAAGGUAGUUCUUCCAACAUUUAUUCUUGAAAGAAGAUCUCUUUUAGAAAUGUAUGCAGACUUUUUUGCACAUCCGGACCUGUUUGUGAGCAUUAGUGACCAAAAGGAUGCCAGAGACCGAAUGGUUCAGGUUGUAAAAUGGUACCUCUCAGCCUUCCAUGCGGGAAGGAGAGGAUCAGUUGCCAAAAAACCAUACAAUCCCAUUUUGGGCGAGAUCUUUCAGUGUCACUGGACAUUACCAAAUGAUACUGAAGAGAACGCGGAGCUAGUUUCAGAAGGACCAGUUCCCGGGGUUUCCAAAAACUGUGUAACAUUCGUGGCUGAGCAAGUUUCCCAUCAUCCACCCAUUUCAGCCUUUUAUGCUGAGUGUUUUAACAAGAAGAUACAAUUCAAUGCUCAUAUCUGGACCAAAUCAAAAUUCCUCGGAAUGUCAAUUGGGGUGCACAACAUAGGGCAGGGGUGUGUCUCGUGUCUAGACCAUGAUGAACAUUACAUCCUCACAUUCCCCAACGGUUAUGGAAGGUCUAUCCUCACAGUGCCCUGGGUGGAACUAGGUGGAGAAUGCAAUAUUAAUUGUUCCAAAACUGGCUAUAGUGCAAAUAUUGUCUUCCACACGAAACCUUUCUACGGGGGCAAGAAGCACAGGAUUACCGCUGAGAUUUUUUCUCCAAAUGACAAGAAGUCCUUUUGUUCAAUUGAAGGGGAAUGGAAUGGUGUCAUGUAUGCAAAAUAUGCAACAGGGGAAAAUGCAGUUUUUAUAGAUACCAAGAAGUUGCCUAUAAUCAAGAAGAAAGUGAGAAAGUUGGAAGAUCAGAAUGAGUAUGAAUCCCGCUGCCUUUGGAAGGAUGUCACUUUCAACUUAAAAAUCAGAGAUAUUGAUGCAGCAACUGAAGCCAAGCAUAGACUUGAAGAAAGACAAAGAGCCGAAGCCCGAGAAAGGAAGGAGAAGGAAAUUCAAUGGGAGACGAGGUUAUUUCACGAAGAUGGAGAAUGUUGGGUUUACGAUGAACCAUUACUGAAACGUCUUGGUGCUGCCAAGCAUUAGGUUGGGAAAUGCAAAGUUUACACCUGAUAACCAGGGCAGUAGGCGUAAUCAAGCAACAGUCUUCCUUUGGGAGAACAUUCUUACUCCCUUAUUGCAGUGGUUCCUAUCUCAGGGAUACUGGACUUUCCGAUGCAGAUGAACAAUUAAAAGCGAGAAAAGCUUCCCUUUUUCCUCUUUUGUGGCAGUUACAAUUUUGACUUCAGUCCUGAGAAAAACUUCGGGUUUUGAAAAUACCAUGUCUGCUCUUUUUCCAAACCCCAGGCUUUGAAAAGCAUUUAAAAAUCCCAGUCUCAAACUCUGCACUCUAGUACUGCUGUUGAGAUAAUACAUCAUCUGUUUCUUAGUUCAUAUAAUCUUGGGAUAUAUAUAUAUAUAUACACACAUAUAUAUACAUACACGUACAUAUACAUAUAUACCUGAUGCCAGAUUUUUCAUAAAUAUUCCAUCUGUAAAUAUUGGUUCCUCUGAGUUCUUUUAGAAAUUUAGCGCAAUGUAUUAAAAUCAAGUAUUAAGAAAUUUCAUGGUCUCAUCUACAAUAACUUUUAUUUUGUAAUUGUAUCUAACUCUGGGUUACAGUUUAAUUAUACUCAGUGCUUCUUAAGGCUUCAUAAAGUACUUUUUCCAACCUUU